CAGAGAUCAGGUCCUUCUAGGCAUGGGAAUAUAGUAAAGGAUCAAAUUCAACACCUCACCUAGAAUAUGGCACAAAUGGAAAGAAGUGUACACGCAAUUGAGCAAGCGGUAACGCUUCUAACAGAAAACCAUGGCCAAUUACAUUUGCCGCCGGUUCGUGCACAUCGGGCUUGUGUACCACCAAGGAGGUAUUCUCCAUCACAAAUGUUUGGAAAUCAACGAUGCACCCCCCAAUCACAGGAUAUUUUGUUCCCCCUGGUGCAAAGAGAAGGUUCAAAUGUGGAAACACAAGAGAACGAUCCUGACUAUGUCCCAUCACAACGGUCAACGAGUGCAGACAAUAUCAACACUCUCGAACCAACCUCGGCUUUUUCAAUCCCACAUUGGAACUUUUGUCCUCACAGGGGUGAUGAACCUACACAGGCCAAUUUGGAGGAUAAAAUAAUGCUAACAAACCGCAAGGCGCAAUUAAGUCGCACGCAGGACUCCCUUAGGGAGCGAAAUGAAACUCUGCAAAAGGACAUGGAAACUUUGCGCCAACAAAUGGAAGAGUUGCGCAUGGCACAGCAACAGGCAACAGAUGCUCCACAAAUAGCCUCUAUAGGUGAUCCAUUCUCUGACGAGAUAAUUAAAGAACUCAUGCCUCCAUCAUUCAAGCCACCUCAGUUGACACAAUAUGAUGGAAAACAAGACCCGAUAGAGCAUGUGAGAAGUUACAAGCUAGCAAUGAUGAUUUAUGGAGUGUCUGAUGCAUUAUUGUGCAAAGUGUUCCCUUAUACACUGAAGAAAGCAACUCAAACCUACAAAGUCCCAAAGAAGACUAACCACCAUCUAAUGAGUAUUAGGCAGAAGACUGAUGAAAGUUUAAGGGCCUACAUUGCUCGUUUCCAUAAUCAAUCUCUGCAGGUGGAUAAUCUGGAUGAAGGAAUGGCAAUGCAUGCCUUGAUGAAUGGCUUGAAAGAUUGUAAUUUCUUGCACUCUCUAAAUAAAGAAAAACCAAAGAGCCUUAAAGACAUACUUCACAGGUCAGAAGGCUAUAUUCGAGCUGAAGAACGUGUUAUAGCCAAGAAAGGUGUCCUGCCUUCAGCAACUCCAAUAUCUAUGGCUUUAGCAAUCAAAGGAAGCAAUGAAAGCCAACCUUCAACUCAAACCAUCACUUUCACUGGGAAGGAUUUGGAUCAAAGGGAGGUGUUCCUACAUGAUCCACUAAUGAUUGAAAUAGUGGUGGAAGAUAGAAAUCUACAAAAGGGCAAGGUGAUGAAGCGUGUCUUGGUGGACACAAGGAGUUGCAGAGAUGUGAUGUGUUAUGGAGCAUUCAAAAAGCUAGGAGUAUCUCCACAACUAAUGAGACCUUGUGAUUUUCCGUUGGUAGGCCUUUUUAGAAAAUCCAUGCCCAUAAGAGGUAUUAUCUCUCUCCCUAUUCAUAUUGGUGUUUCCCCUUGUGUGGCUGUUGUUACCUUAGAUUUAUUUGUUAUUGAUGUCCCUUCCUCUUUUAAUGCAAUUUUGGGACGUCCUAGGCUUAACUCCUUAGAAGCGAUGGUCUCUACACAAGUAAUGAUGAUAAAGUUCCCUACGCCAAAUGGAGUUGGAAUGGCAAGACGGAAGCCUGUUGAAGUAGUGGAGCGAACACCACAAGCUCAAGACCAAGUGCAAACAUCAAAACCUAACAAAGUGACUAAGAAAAAGUACAAGUCAAAACAUUGGGAUCUGGUGGCUCUUGGAGAUAUUGUCAGGGAAAAAACUCUGAUAGUAAACAGCCUAGACAUGAGGGAGGAAUUGAAGGAAUGUCGAACUGAGCCAAUUGACCAAGUAAAACAUGUGGUUCUUGAUGAGAAGAGGCCCGAGCAUAUAGUCAACAUUGGUGUAGACAUGGAUCCAAGCUUUAUGGUGCAAUUGGAAAAUUGCUUAAGGGAGCAUAAAGACAUUUUUGCAUGGUGUCCAACAGACAUGCCAGGUAUCAAUCCAAAGGUUGCAUGCCAUAGGCUUGGAGUUAACCCAGAUGCUGUUCCUGUUAGACAAAAAGUGCGACACUUCGAAGCUGAAAGGACUGUAGCUAUUGAAGAAAAGGUAGCAAAGCUUAAAGAGGCAAGAUUCAUUCAAGAGAUUACUUUUUCUGAAUGGUUAUCAAAUGUGGGAUAUGAGUUGAGCCAAGUAAGAAGGUCAGAGAACCUUAAAGCCGAUGCCUUGGCAAAGCUAGCAAGCACAGGGCUAGAUAAUGGAACGAAAUUUGCAAGUGAGGCCUUCAAAGAUUUCUGCGAAACAGGAAAGAUAAAGAGGAGGUUUUCGGUCAGAGCACAAUUAGAGACAAAAGGUUUGAGUUUACAGCAAAUUGAGCAGAGGUUUGCUUCUGUAGCUUAUCUAGAGUCUAAUGGACAGGCAAAGGCAGCAAAUAAGGCUAUUUUGGAGAGUUUAAAGAAGAAGAGAACAACACAUAAGACUCCAACAGGAGAAACUCCAUUCAAUUUAACAUAUGGUUCAGAAGCUGUGGUGCCGGUUGAAGUUAAGGUGCCAAAUUACAGAACAAACUACUUUAAUGCCAACUCCAAUGAACAAGCUUUAAGGGAGAAUCUGGAUCUUUUGGACAAAGCUAGGGAUCUGUGCCAAAUCCAUGUUGCCCAUUACCAUAGGAGAGUGGAGAAGUACUACAACAGUAAAGUUAGACCCAAGGACUUACACCAAGGAGACUGGGUCUUAUGAAAGGCAGAGGUCACAGAGCACAAUUCUCAUGAAGGGAAGUUACGCCCUAGUUGGGAAGGACCAUAUUUGAUCAAAAAGACUUGAGUAAUGGAGCUUUUAAACUUGUUAAGCCGAGUGGAACUCCAAUCCCAAGGGCUUGGAAUGCAGUUCAUCUGAAGAAGUAUUAUCAGUAAUUUUUUCUUGUUUUAGCAAGGUUGAAUAAAUUUUGUGAAUAAAA
Rubroshorea leprosula is the source of this 2914-nucleotide messenger RNA. The record is from the annotation of a GenBank genome assembly. Lineage: Eukaryota; Viridiplantae; Streptophyta; Magnoliopsida; Malvales; Dipterocarpaceae.